CUCCCGUAACGUUGUCCAAAGGGUCUCAUGUGAAGCUCCAACUCUCACGAUACUUUCAUCGACUUCUACACCGGGUUUCAUGUAUUUGCUGCCCCGGUGUCGACACAUUUGCGAACCAGACUCUAUUCGUUAAUCGUUUCCAGUGGCCCUCACUCGAAACACUUCAGACUUUGCUGUAUAAUUCUCUCCACAUUCCGUCAUAGGCCGGACCAUCGCUCCUCCUCCCUUGUUCACCAUUAUAUUCAGAUACGCCGACUCUUUCUUUUAAGAUCUUUCAGUCAAUAUGUUCAACAGGAACAAUCUACCUUCGGUUCCAAACCCGUUUGCCUCACGGCAGGAUGCUGCUCCUCGCACCACUCCCCGAGAUGGCUACUCGCGCAUGAGUCCCAGUCCAACACCGUCAUCAACGCGAUCAGGGGGUCACGACGUUAGAAUGGCCGGCGGCUAUGAGGAUUCUAAGAAUUUUGGUUCCUCGCCACAGCGAGUGCCGGUUGGGCGCCCGGCGCCCAAUGGCAGACCUGGUCAAGUUUGGCAAUUAAGACCGGCGAAAAGUCCAGACAACACGUAUACUUUUGGCAACCUGGUGGCCGUGUCUCCUUUCGACAUUCAGCCCUCGCGGGACGGUUCUGACAUCUACUUGUUGGUGAACGACACCUAUGUCUUCACCGCAAGACCUUUUGAUGGAUUUCCGCAAGGUCAUAUUGGUCUCUCUGAUCCUCAGCGCUCCUGGGCGCAAGUUGCGCUAACCGACCUCGUCAAUGUAUCGUUGUACGACCCAUUUACGCAAGGCAGUCAAACUUAUCUCUCGUCGCUUGAUGCAGAAGUUGGGUUCGCCGGAAGAAAGACUACGGAAGUGCCCUAUGAUCAGGAUGACCUCGCUCAGUACUUCAUCAGAAAUUAUGAAAAUCAAAUAUUCGCCCCCGGACAAAGAGUACUUAUGGACCAUAAGAGUAUUUACCUCAUCUUAACAAUCAAGACCGUUCAGCUGGGAGAUCUUUCAAUGGAAAAGCCAGGUGUCUCAGCUGCGCCUACCUCGAGCGACCCUCGCGCUCGAGGAAUUCUGACGCGUCACACGCCAAUAAACUUCUACAAGGAUGCUAAGACGCCGAUCCGGGUCAAGCCUUCCAACCGAAGGCCGGCCGCAAACUCGAUCAUUCAACCCGACUUCAAGUUUGAGGAUAUGGGAAUCGGUGGACUGGAUUCUGAAUUCAGCACAAUCUUCAGGCGAGCUUUCGCCUCUCGCAUUUUCCCUCCCGGUCUGGUCGACAAAUUGGGCAUUCAGCAUGUGAAGGGUAUCCUACUUUACGGUCCACCGGGAACCGGAAAAACUUUGAUUGCUCGCCAGAUUGGAAAGAUGCUAAAUGCCCGCGAACCCAAGGUCAUCAAUGGUCCCGAGGUCCUCAAUAAAUAUGUUGGCCAGUCCGAAGAAAACAUUCGUAAGCUCUUCGCAGACGCAGAGAAGGAAUACAAGGAAAAGGGUGACGAGAGUGGUCUUCAUAUCAUCAUCUUUGAUGAACUUGAUGCUGUUUGCAAGCAACGAGGCAGUGGAUCGGCUGGAGGCACAGGCGUCGGGGACAGCGUCGUUAACCAACUUUUAUCAAAGCUGGAUGGUGUCGACCAACUUAAUAACAUCCUAUUGAUUGGUAUGACCAAUCGAAUGGACAUGAUUGACGAGGCUCUCCUCCGUCCGGGACGAUUAGAAGUUCACAUGGAAAUCUCGCUUCCUGACGAGUUUGGGCGCGCCCAGAUUCUCAAGAUCCAUACAUCAAAGAUGCGAGCGAAUAAUGUCAUGGACACCGAUGUUGACCUCGCUGAAUUAGCUCGAUUGACAAAGAACUUUUCUGGUGCUGAAAUUGGCGGACUCGUCAAGUCCGCAUCAUCUUUUGCUUUCAACCGGCACGUCAAAGUUGGCACCGUGGCUGGGAUCAGUGACGAUAUUGUAAAUAUGAAAGUCAACCGCCAGGAUUUCCACAACGCGCUCGAGGAAGUCAAACCCGCCUUUGGUGUUUCAGAGGAGGAGCUGGAACAAUGCAUUCGAGGAGGCAUUCUCCACUACUCUCCAUUUAUCAGCACGGUGUUAGACGAAGGUCGCUUAUACGUUCAGCAGGUCAGGCAGCCUGACUCAACACCUCUUCUCUCUGUUCUGCUUCACGGUCCUCCCGGAAGCGGGAAGACGGCUUUGGCCGCCAAAAUUGCUGGCAGCUCCGACUUUCCAUUUGUCAAGCUUGUGAGCCCAGAAUCAAUGGUGGGCUUUAGUGAGAUGAUGAAAGUCCAGCACUUGAACAAGGUGUUUAUGGAUGCAUACAAAUCGCCAAUCAACAUCAUCGUGCUUGACAAUAUCGAGUUGCUCCUUGACUGGGUUCCUAUUGGCCCGCGUUUCAGCAACAAUGUUCUGGUAGCGCUCAAGGUAUUGCUAAGCAAACAUCCUCCAAAGGAUCGUCGUUUGCUCAUCCUCGGGACCACCACCGACCGGUCGUUGCUGCAACACCUGGACCUCUUCAAAUAUUUUGAUGCCGAAAUUGCGGUCCCUAAUGUCAAUACCUUUGAAGAGUUGGACCAUGUCCUUACUGAUUCUAACGCGUUCUCACCGGAAGAAAAGGCUCACGCAAUUUCUGUGAUUCGAGACAUGACACAAAGCGAGGGGGUUGGAAUUGGAAUCAAGAGACUCCUAACUGCAAUUGAGACGGCCAAGCAAGAUGAGGACAGGGCUGGGCGGCUUGCAAGAGUCAUUGCAAAGGCGAUCACCGAUCAUCGAAUUGAAUCGGUAUGAAGUUUGGUAUGAAAGUUUUAAUGGCGUUGUCUGUCGGGUUUCAUAUAAAUGGCAUCUAGACAAUGGUCGAUUGCAAAACAAAUGCAUGUAUUUUAUAUAUCAUACAACCGCAGCAUCUUACAAAUAAAUUGUAUGCACUCAAUAAGCGC
Molecule: messenger RNA, 2919 nt
Organism: Xylona heveae TC161
Lineage: Eukaryota; Fungi; Ascomycota; Xylonomycetes; Xylonales; Xylonaceae
Product: putative vesicle fusion factor
Exons: 5
Coding region: 284-2770 (828 amino acids)
Biological process (GO): SNARE complex disassembly; Golgi to plasma membrane protein transport; intra-Golgi vesicle-mediated transport
Cellular component (GO): Golgi stack
Molecular function (GO): ATP hydrolysis activity; ATP binding
Source: RefSeq, a predicted model, not a curated record